UAAAGUCGAGACGGUUUUUCGGUUGUAACGAACACGCCGAGGCAACUAGAAGUUAGUGAUCGUGUCGUCGCCAAGCCUUCGCUACUGCGCGAAUAUAUAAUAUUUUGGUUUUUCGGUCAUAAGAAUUCAUAUGUUUUUGCAAUAACGAAAAUAAACUACUUUCUAAGUGUUGGGGAAUUUCAAAAUCAGCGCCAUUGUGCCCACAAAUUCGAGAUGCGUCCAACAAUGUUGCCAAUUUGGCAAUUUCUCUUCAUUUUUGUCGCCGCUUUUCAACAGUCAACGGUCGAGUGUAAAUCCUUUUUCGGCAUUGGCACACGCAUUCACAACGAUCAACUGCUACUGAAAGAUGUACUACAAGCACGUUCGGUGGGCGUGGGUGAGGGUCAAGAAGUGGGCUUUAAUUAUGCCAUUCCAGAGCCCAUAACUUACAUCGAAAUCGUUUCGGAGCAAAACGUUUUGGCUGAUGUCAACUUCAGUUAUCAGAAUAAUUUGGUGAAAGGCAGCAUAACUGCGUUGGACAAUGAAAACGGCACAGAAACAAGUGAUGACGUGGAACCAUUUGAAGUGCAAAUAUCUAUUUAUGGAUUCAAUGAGACUAUGCUCAAUAUAAGUCCAUCGUAUAUACUAAACAGAGAUCAGCAAUUUCAAGGCAUACUUGGACCAUAUACCAACGAAGACUUUGACUAUGAAAUCGAUGAAGAUGACUUCGAGGAGGCGGUGGAUAGGAGGAACACAAGUGAAGAAGCAAUGGAUGAGUUGGAAGAAGAAAUGAAUUAUACUGAUGAUUUCGGCGAUCCUGAUAAAAUAAUCGAAUUGGGCAUGCGUCAAGCAGAUGAUUAUCUCUUGUAUGAGACAUAUCAGACGUCGCAAACUAGUACACAGGAACCGUCCAACCACAGCGUCACAUUCUAUUAUAUUGACAGCAAUUUCAUAACCUAUGUGCGCUUCAUAAUAUUCGAUCACACUGUGAAUAAGGCCUCGCACGAUUACACUCCACCAGUUGCCACGUAUACACACUUCUCGCCCAGUAGCCUCAAAGCCAUCAUCACGGACGACAAUACCACUAACCUAUUUGUGCAGAUGUUUAUCUAUGGCUAUCAACUAGACGAUCUGCCAGUCGACUACAAGCCAUUUUUAACGAGCAUGCUUGAUGCCACCACCGAAUCGCCGUUAGAGCGUUUGAAAAUGCUGCUGAAUGCAAAAUUGAAGAAAAACUUGGACGAUUCGGCGGAGAUCAAUUUCGAAACCGGCGAAAGAAAUGCUUGGUCCGAUAAUAGUACCAACACAACGGAUGUGUCAACUAGAAAUCAGGUCAAUGAUUUUGCAGUAUUUAAUGUAGUUUUCGUUUGUUUCUUAUUAAAUUUCAAUUUCUUUGUAUAAAUAAGGCGUUUUUAAAACGAAAUGUAAAUGUUAAACUAAAAGUAAAAGUGUUAUGUGAUUGCAUGUAUUAUUAAUAAUUAUAAUAUUAUGUACGUUUGUACAUAUUUUUUUAAAUUAACAAAAAAUAUUAUUUUCAUGACUAGAAAGAUUUCUGAUUUUUGUAAAAUUUUCUUAUAGUCUAUUUCUUGAACGAAAAAAUUGAAAUGAUUCCACUUAAGAAUUUAUGAAAGGUUUAUACAUAUCCAGCAGUUAAACUUCCAUAACUCGUACUACUAUAACUCGAAGUUCUCCAUAACUCGAACUCUUGAACUUUCAAUAGAAGUCAACUUUCAUAAAAAUUUCCAUCCGUAACUUGGAAAUCUCUCUCUAACUCAUUUUUUUUGUGGAUUAUGUUGAUUCGAGUUCGGGAAGUUGAAGUGUAUUUCUAUCCAUUUGAACUUACCUCUGGUAUGUCAUCAGGAACUUUACCCA
Messenger RNA from Zeugodacus cucurbitae (melon fly), 1851 nucleotides. RefSeq lists its product as uncharacterized. NCBI's taxonomy places the organism in Eukaryota, Metazoa, Arthropoda, Insecta, Diptera, Tephritidae. The transcript is spliced from 4 exons. The coding region runs from base 214 to 1380 and encodes 388 amino acids. The record is from RefSeq and is a predicted model, not a curated record.